AUGGUUUACCCAGACUCGUUCCAAGGAUUUAUGGUAGAGGGGCACUCUACAUGGAGUGACUUUAAGAAACGCGAGUUUCAACCGAAACAAUUUGAAAGCCAUGAUGUGGAUGUUGAGAUUGAGGCAUGCGGCGUGUGUGGAAGUGAUGUGCACACGCUCACUGGCGGGUGGGGACAAGCAAGCUUUCCACUUUGCGUCGGUCAUGAAGUGGUUGGAAGAGUUGUACGUAUUGGAACUGAGGUCACCACCGUCAAAAUUGGCGAUAGAGUCGGCGUGGGUGCUCAGGUAUGGGCAUGCUUGGAAUGCAAGGUUUGUAAGGCUGGACAAGAAAACUACUGUCCCCAUCAAAUCGGUAAAUCCCCCCUCUUGGAACAGCAGAUUAAAACUCUAUUUAACGAAAUGGAAGAUACCUAUAACGCCAAAUACCCAAACGGUGACGAAGCUCAAGGGGGAUAUGCGAGCCAUAUCCGAGCCCAUGAAUAUUUCAUCUUCAUCAUCCCCGACAACAUUCCCUCGGAAUUGGCAGCUCCAAUGAUGUGUGCUGGUCUUACAUCCUACAGUCCACUUGCACGAGGGGGCUGCGGACCGGGAAAAAAGGUUGCGAUUCUUGGAAUUGGAGGCCUAGGGCAUUUUGGUAUUCUCUUUGCCGCUGCUCUGGGGGCAGAUACCUAUGCCAUCUCUCAUAGCCCCCACAAAAAGGCGGAUGCUCUGAAAUUGGGAGCGAAGGAAUUCAUUUGUACGAACAACCCGGACUGGGCCAAACCGUGGCAGUUUACCUUCGAUUUCAUCUUGAACACCGCCGAUAUGACCAAUGUCUUCAACUUGAAGGAUUACAUGAGCACACUCGCUGUGAACGGGACUUUUCAUCAUGUGGGGUUGCCAGACAAACCUCUCCCGGAAAUGAAGGCUCAGGAUUUCUGCCCAAAUGGCGCCGCUAUGUCAGGAAGUCACAUCGGUAACAGAGACGAGGCUUUUGCUAUGUUGAAUCUUGCUAGCAAGCUCAAUAUCAAGAGCUGGGUGGAGUGCAUUGAUAUUGGCGAGGCAGGAUGCAAAGAGGCUGUCCAAAGAGUGAAGAAGAACAAUGUCAAGUAUAGAUUCACUCUGGUGAACUAUGCAACAGCAUUCAAGGGCUAG
Molecule: messenger RNA, 1134 nt
Organism: Penicillium cosmopolitanum
Lineage: Eukaryota; Fungi; Ascomycota; Eurotiomycetes; Eurotiales; Aspergillaceae
Product: NAD(P)-dependent alcohol dehydrogenase
Exons: 2
Coding region: 1-1134 (377 amino acids)
Biological process (GO): alcohol metabolic process
Molecular function (GO): alcohol dehydrogenase (NADP+) activity; zinc ion binding
Source: RefSeq, a predicted model, not a curated record